AUGUCCACUAAUAACACUCAUCUCUACACACUGGAUAUCAUAAACAGUACUCAGCCUAUGAUCACGCCUGUAUUUGCUAAAAUUGAUUACUUGACAUAUGCAACACGUUGGUUUAAUCAGUUUGUUGUAGGACCUGUAAUCUGCUCUGUCGGCAUCGUUUCUAACGUUAUCAGCAUAGUGAUUAUCGUCAAAAGUGGACUCCGCAAGCCUUCUAACAUCUUUCUGUUUGGCCUGGCUAUUGCUGACACCAUGGCCCUAUUAUACAUCUUUGAUGUAUCGGAUUACCUUUAUAUGCAGAACAGGGAUUGUAUUUACUAUGGGUGCAAUUUGCUCUUCUUUUCAUAUGCUCCUGCGUUAACUCUUUUUGUAUUUAAAGUAUUUUUAUUUUUCCUUUCCGCACUGGGUGCAAGAUUAUCCACUGUGAUUACUGUUAUAAUCACAGCUGAACGUCUUAUUGCCGUGUUUAAUCCUUUGAAAUUGAAAAGAAUUGUGACACGUAGUCGAGCUUGGAUGGUACUCUUCUUUUCACUGUUAUUUUGGCUUCCGUGGUCUAUUUUCCAAAUAUUCUGGUUCAAAUUUAACUCUGAAUAUAACGACAGAUUUCAGUCGUUCACAACUUGGGACUCCAUGUCAGAUUAUUUUAACAGUUCAAGUUUCGAUGUUGGGUGGUUCAGCGAUGUAAUUAUUUCCCAGCCAUCUCAUACUUUACCGCUGAUCAUUGUCGCUAUAGGCAGUUUAGCAAUUAGCAUCAAACUUAGAAUUAUCGCGUCACAUCGUCAAAAAAUGGUAUCUGGUACAUCAGUGCAAAGAUCAGCAUCUAAAACUACAAAGACACUCCUGAUGGUGUGUCUAAUUUACUCUAUUACACGGUUUUGUUUUGUGAUUCGCUACAUUCCCUCGUUUUACUUCGAUGAUUCGGACGUGAAUAAGGUUUCUCUGUUUUACGACAUAAUUAGAUACCGAUUUGUGGAUAUCAACAGCUCCUGCAACUUUUUUGUCUACGUGGCCUUCAACCCCACGUUCAGGCACAUUUUUGAAAACUUGUUCUCUAGGCGUCGAAUAGAAGAGGAAAGUGAAUCUGCUUACGCUUGA
Candidula unifasciata is the source of this 1092-nucleotide messenger RNA. The record is from the annotation of a GenBank genome assembly. NCBI's taxonomy places the organism in Eukaryota, Metazoa, Mollusca, Gastropoda, Stylommatophora, Geomitridae.